CACACCCACUACCUAAUCAACCACAAAGAGCCAUGGAUCGUUGCCGGCCUCAUGCGCUCCUAGUAGCCCUCACAGUUGUGCUCCUCACUGCAAGACCCUCUCGGAGCAUGUGCCCCGCCUGCACCGUGUUGUGUAGUGGUGCUCGCGGCCCUUGCGGCAUCACCAACUACCGUGGCGCCUGGCAGGAUGGAAAGUCAUGCGUUGUCUCGAGGGUUGAGUACCCAAGCACCGAGGAAGAGCUCGUCGCCGCUGUCGCCAACGCGGUGCGCGAGGGCCGCCCCAUCAAGCUCAUGGGCCCCAUGUCCCACACUGCCAAUCGCUUCCCGUGCCCUGGUGGCGACAAGUCCGGCGUGCUCAUUAAUACCAGGGACCUCAACUCGUUCGUAUCCAUCGACCAAGCCGAGCUCAUGGUCACAGCUGACGCAGGUGUUAAAGUGCGUGACCUCGCAGCGAGGCUCGCGAGCUCGGGCCUCACGCUCACGCAAACACCCUAUUUCGACGCCGUCACGAUCGGGGGAGUCAUCAGCAUGGGUGCGCAUGGGAGCGGGCUCAGGGGCGGGGGCGGGGCAGUGCAUGAAUACAUAGUCCGGUUGCGCAUGGUGGUUGCUGCACCACCAAACAAUGGGUUUGCUAAGGUGGUGGAAUUGGGUGGUGAUGAUGAAAGUAGGCACUUGUUCGAUGCAGCUAGGGUUUCAAUUGGCACUCUUGGGGCCAUAUCAAGAGUAACAUUGAGGGUGGAGAGGAUGUUCAAGAGGCAAGUGUUUUUAAGUGUUAAAGGGGAUGAAGACUUGGAAGAUACUCUGGUGGAGCAUGGUAAGGAGCAUGAGUUUGGCGAUAUAACAUGGUACCCAUCACUAGGUAAGGUGGUGUAUCGGAUCGACGAUCGUGUGUCUAACAGCAUGCCUGGACAUGGGAGAAAAAUGGAGAUGGCUUUCAGGCCUCAGACUGUUGACUCCAUUGUCAAAAGACGACUUCAAGUGUGUGUUGGCGCAGAGGAGCAGAUCCAAGCUAGCAGAGACUCCAGACAGCUCUGCAAUAUCUCCAAAAACCAAUUUCACCAGGGAAUCCAUGCUGGUGCAGGGUUUCUCAACGACGGAAAGUCCUUCCAUGGCUUCCCGGUGGUCGGGUUCAAUAACAUGAUGCAAUCCUCCUCCGCCUGCCAAGCUUGCGACCAGCAUUGCAACAAUGACGAUGGACAACUCUCCGGUGAUGAUCAAGUCUGUGCUUGGGACCCACGGAUCAAUGGUAGCUUCUACUUCCAUUCCUCGAUUGCAGUGCCUCUGAGGCAUGCCGCCUCCGCCAUCGGUGACAUAAAACGCCUUGCCAUCACCAAUCCUAACACGCUUUGCGCCGUAGAUUUCUAUGGUGGAUUGCUCAUGCGCUUCCUCAAAAAGUCCCAGGCUCAUUUAGGCAACAAAGAGGACGCCAUCCACAUGGAGUUCUUCUAUUACAGCUCUCGUCGGCCCGAGGAGCCGCGAUGGAAUGAGCACAUAAUGGAAGAAAUGGAGCAAAUACUGCUGUUCAAGUACAGUGGAAGGCCUCAUUGGGCUAAGAACAGGGUCUAUGCUUUCAAGGGAGUCACAGAGAAGGUAGCAGACUGGGGGCAAUUUGUUAAGGUGAAGAAGGAGAUGGACUCUUUGGGCUUCUUCUCGAGUGCUUGGUCUGAUACGGUGCUGGGGCUGGGGAGCAUCGGCCGGGUUGAGAGAAGGCGCCCUCGGUGUGCUCUCGAUGGGCUUUGUGUGUGCGAGAGUGACCUCGAUUGUGCACCGGAGGCGGGCCUUGUGUGUGCAAAUGGUACUGUAUGGAGUCGUGCCCGAGUUUGCCGGCCGUCGAAAAUUUAACUAAAAGAGGUGUCACUAAGUGAGGCUCUUGUUUCUUCAUGCUUCACUUACCUAGUGUUUGCAAUGUCGAUGUCUGCAACCUGUUUGUUGUUCUGCGGAACCCGAAAGUAAUUUGGAGUUCUUUUGCUUGUUCCUUUUUUGGGUAAAUUUUUUUUUUUUUGUUUUUUUGAAGAAUUUGUAGUUAUUUUUGGGGUGAACAAUCUACCCGAAUAAUGAUUACAUGUUUUGCUUGCACUCUAUGGUAAUUACUAGCGGAAUGUAUACAACAAGAACAUUUAUUUA
Amborella trichopoda is the source of this 2123-nucleotide messenger RNA. RefSeq names its product putative truncated L-gulonolactone oxidase 7, mitochondrial. Gene Ontology annotation, cellular component: membrane. Gene Ontology annotation, molecular function: D-arabinono-1,4-lactone oxidase activity; FAD binding. The record is from RefSeq and is a predicted model, not a curated record. Lineage: Eukaryota; Viridiplantae; Streptophyta; Magnoliopsida; Amborellales; Amborellaceae.